Molecule: messenger RNA, 8325 nt
Organism: Paramuricea clavata
Lineage: Eukaryota; Metazoa; Cnidaria; Anthozoa; Malacalcyonacea; Plexauridae
Source: the annotation of a GenBank genome assembly
AGGCGGUACAGUACACACAUCGUCACCAGCUGCAGUUUUCAAGGAAUCAAAUAAUGUGACGUACCAUAAUCCUAAUGACACAAGAUCUGGUGAAUGUCUAAAGAACUACUUUGAAGAUAUCCUAUUAAUUAUUAUUUACCAUUUUCCAUUCUACGAAUCCAUUCCAUUACUUAAGUCAUUUUAUCAAGAUGCAUUUAAAAACAUUGUGAUUUGUGGUUCAGAGACCUAUUCCCAUCAUCAUAUAAUGGUGGUUGAUAUUCACCAAGGACACUACGGUUAUGAAUGUGUUGGCGAGGCUAUACGCAGGUACGGGGGCUCAAAAGUCAUUUAUAAUAUACUCAACAGAAUAAGAAGAUUAGGGACCGGUCAUAAAGUAACUGCUAGGGUGGGCUGGAGUGAUUUGGGAUGGGGCAUGGAAAAUAUAUACUAAACCUGUCUGUACCAGUGUAGGUAGUACCAAUGUGAAAAUGCUGUGCUGAGUGGUUAUAUUACUGCCUUAAAAAAUAAGCAGAAACUCGACGUUUCGAGCGAAGGCCCUUCGUCAAGAGUUAGUAGCCAUGGAAAAUCUUUGGGUAGUUUCGAUGGGCCGCCAAUAUUUUGGUAUGUCCACGGUUGGGCCACCAAACAAAAACCCUACUUCUACUUCAAAAAAUAAUGAUAUUAAUAAUAAAAGUAUACAAAACUAUCCAAAUUAUCAAAUGCAAAUGAUGCUAUUGAAGCCAGUACUUUGUUUAUACAACAACAGCAAGUGGUCGAAUCACAGCAAAUACAACCAACUGGAGAACAGCUCAGUAUCGUAAUUGGUGAUUAAUGUGUUGGUCAAGCUUGGUGGAAUUAUGUAUAUGUCAAUACAGUGCCGUGUAUAUUUACAAUCAAUGUUCAUACCUGCAAGUUUUUUUAGUAUAAAAGUGUAUUUUCCCAAUUUAGAUUGGGUGGGUCAUGAACAAUUUUUUGUAUAUGAUUAGAUGGGCUUUGAAAUUUUUAUCUACAUCCUAAGAUGGGUCACCGAACUUAUUGGCAAAAUUUGUGAUUUACCUCCAGCCCACCCUAGCAGUUACUUUAUGAACAGUCCCUUAGGAAACCCGAUACAGACAUAACAUACUUCAUUAUCUAUGUUUUUGUCUUGGUUUAUGCAAAAACUGGUCGGUUCAUCGUCACGUGUGUAUUGUUUUUUUCGCCCAACCAACAAUAGCAGUGUGUUGGUUCAAUUACUCAGUCGUGAUAUUACACAAUGGUUAAAAGAAAACAUAGCUAUUGGUUGCUUUAGCGAAAAUACAAUACACACGUGAUGAUGAACAGACCAUUUGUCGCAUAGACCAAAACAAAAACAUAGGUAAUGAGGUGUAUUAUGUCUGCAUCGAACUUCCUAACCUUGUUAUUCUAUUGACCAUGAUAAUUUGUGUGGGGUGGCCAGAACAUAGCUUCUCUUAGGUUAAGAUUUAGAAUUUAUGUGAGGGUUAUUGAUAAGUAAAAACCAAUACCAGCCGACAAUUUCAAAAAAUAUAGUACAAAACAUAAUCCGAAGAUAAGCAUCUUGAAACCCAAAAUAUGAGUCAAACAAGAAAGUGAGUGAGUAAUAUUUCGAUUUUAUUACAAAUUGAUGAUGAUUUUGUAAUGAAAUCGAAAUAUUGCUCACUCACUUUCUUGUUUGACUCAUAUUUUGGGUUUCAAGAUGCUUAUCUUCGGAUUAUGUUUUGUACUAUAUUUAUUGAUAUAUAUAUAUAUAUAUAUAUAUAUAUAUAUAUAUAUAUAUACACACUGGAUCCAGAAAAAUUUGACCUUCGAAUAUAUAUAUAUGUCGGCCAUUUUGAAUUUUCUUGGGUUGAUUAUACGCGAACGCAUACAUCAAAUGUCGCUCCAACGUACUGUAUAUUGCAAUAUUCCAACAGCUCAAAUCAGUAAAGGAUCAUUGCUUGAAGUUCUUACACAUAUUUGUAGUAGCUAUCUAAUGAACAUUUGAGGGUUGUUAGCUAAUUAACUCUUGUCACAAUUUGGAACCUGAUCUUUUUGGCAUGUCGUAAUUUAUUCUUUUGCAUCCUUAGAGAUUUAGACGCUUAUUAGCAUGCCUCGAUGAAUUUCUUUGUUUAUUCUUUCGUAUUCACUUGUGCUUAUUUUAUAGCUGCAACCUACGUCCAGAAUUAUUAUAUUUUGCCAACGGAAAUUUUAACGGAAUCGAUAGUCAUUCGAUAUUUCAUCCCCUGAAACUCGGCACGCGCAGCAUUCGUGACCUGGCGAAGCAGAAACGUUCAUUUCCUACUGGCCAUUAUAUGUUCAUUUCCAAAUGUUCAUUUCCUACUAACCAUUAUGAUUAUGUGCAAAGACAUCAAUCAAUGGUUCUUUUAUUCAUUUGAGCUGUUGGAAUAAUAUUGCAAUAUACAAUACGUUGCGAGCGACCUUUGAUGUAUGCGUUCGCGUAUAAUUAACCCAAGAAAAUUCAAAAUGGCCGACAUAUAUAUAUAUUCGAAGGUCAAACUUUUCUGGAUCCAGUGUAUAUAUAUAUGUAUAUAUAUAUAUAUAUAUAUAUAUAUAUAUAUAUAUAUAUAUAUAUAUAUAUAUAUAUAUAUAUAUAUAUAUAUAUAUAUAACAAUUAUACCAUGAGUUCGAGUCGUAUAUGAGCUGAUAGCCGACGAGUCGGCUAUCAGCUCAUAUACGACGAGAGCGAAUGGUAUAUAAUUGUUUUAUAAUAUAGUCUAAUAGCCAUUAACUGAAGCAAUAAUUAAUUAUCCUCUGUUACAAUGUCUUGACAAUUUGUUCGGCCAAAAACCGCUUGGCCUUGAAAAUUUGAAAUACUUUUGUUUUACAACUCGAAGACAAAGUGAAAGAAAUGGUUAGUUUAGAACCGGUAUAUGUCACAGAAAAGCUGAGAUAUAUUAUACAGAUGUUUGGUAGUAUAGUAUAUAAGUGCUUGUUGACUUUCGUUGCAAACUUUUCUGAACAAUUUAUAUUCUCAAUGAACAUGUUUUUUCGCUGUUGUUUCGGUAUUAAUUCUUUAAAAAACUUGUAUGUAAACUAAUUUCUAUGUAAUAAAUGUAUUUUGCUAACCUGUCAAAUUUUUUUGAGAGUUUUUCCUUGUACUAUUAUCUUUCUCAAAGCGAAUAUUUUCCUUUUUCCUGCUUCGCAAAACUCAUGUAGGUUUUCGACCGCCAUCUUGUUUUUCGCUACUCGCCGUAUAUGAGCUGAUAUACGGCGAGUAAUUCAACCAAUCAGAUUGCAGAACAGCUCAUAUACAUUAUAUAUAUAUAUAUAUAUAUAUAUAUAUAUAUAUAUAUAUAUAUAUAUAUAUAUAUAUAUAUAUAUAUAUAUAUAUAUAUAUAUAAUAUAUAUAUAUAUAUAUAUAUAAUAUUGAAUUUGUGCGUAGUGAACUAGAGUGCUCAACACCAAUAAAUCAGUAGAGCAAAUAAAAAGACAUAAACAACAAAUUUCAAUGUUAAAAUUUUAUUUCAUCGCUACACAGUGUUUCACGUACAGCGUACGAUCAUCAGGCGAUCAGGCGAUUGAUGUUAAUUAUCUCGCAAUAAAUUACAACGGUUUACGCUGACGCGCUUAGAUUGCUGACGCAAGCAUUUAAACGAUUGUGUUUACUUGCGCGCGCGCGCGCGUUUGAAAUUAGAAGCUUUAUAACUGUUCCUAUGCCUACACUUGCUAAACAAUUCAGAUCUUAUAUUCAAUGUAUUAAUUUUGUCCGAUAACAUAAUCAUUCUUUUUUCCUCGGUGCACAGAGAACAAACUUUCAUUCCUGGGCAAACGGCUGGAACUUGCUUCAUGACCGACCAAUUUAUUCGGAAUGAUUUGCUCUGCGAUUUAAGACCCCAAGCAUAUUUCGAAAGUUCCGUCUCUGUCGAAUAGCGCUCAUUGUUCAAUGAUUUCAAAUGAUUGCUAUAUCGUAGCUUGAAAGGACCCGCCGUCAUUCCUAUAUAAUUCUUGACCACUUUCCCAUUGUCGCUUGUAAUCUGGGCUUUAUACACAACGCUUCUCACGAGACAAUUGCCGUUCAGUGGACAUUUACUUUUAAUUCUGCAGUUACACGAUUUCGAUGGAAUUUGGGAGAGAUUCUGAUUCUUAAGAACACGCCGGUUGUGGUUUGAAAUUGAUGCUUUAAUAUUGUUCAUGCAUGAAUAACUGACUUUGACAGAGUUUCGGUUGAAAAUUUUAUGUAGGAUCGAUGAUUUGGGGAAAUGCUUGUCUAUUAAACGAAGGAAAUUUUCUGCAACUUUCGUCUUUACGUUCUUGCUGUAGGGCGGAUUGUACCAAAUAAUGUUUCUUGAUCGGGUUCGUUUCUUGGGCUUACUACUAUUUGUUUCAUCGUCGUACCUUAGGUUGGUAUUGAAAUUGCUUUGCUUCAGUGCAUCUUCGUAUAAAGGAGCGGCUGAAUCAAAACUCGGUUUGUCGGAGGAAAGGGAGGAUAUACGUUUAUUAAUUGAUUUUGGGAGUUGUCUGAUAAUUGAUGGUGGAUGAUUAGAACGGCUAUCGAUAUAAAUGGGAUCAUUAUUUGGUUUUCGAUAGGGAGUGAAGUUAUUUUCUUUCAAGUUUAAGGUUGCAUCAAGAAAGUUCACUGAUUGAUGGCAGACAUCAGCGGUAAUCUUUAAACCGAACUGAUCGAAAAUGCGAUGGAGUUCCUUUCUAGCCUUAUCCGCCGAUCUACCCUUGCUCCCUUUUACCAGCAGGAAAAAAGCCGUUCUAAUUUCAAACGCGCGCGCGCGCGCAAGUAAACACAAUCGUUUAAAUGCUUGCGUCAGCAAUCUAAGCGCGUCAGCGUAAACCGUUGUAAUUUAUUGCGAGAUAAUUAGCAUCAAUCGCCUGAUCGCCUGAUGAUCGUACGCUGUACGUGAAACACUGUGUAGCGAUGAAAUAAAAUUUUAACAUUGAAAUUUGUUGUUUAUGUCUUUUUAUAUAUAUAUAUAUAUAUAUAUAUAUAUAUAUAUAUAUAUAUAUAUAUAUAUAUACUAAUUAUAAUCUUAAAAUUUUAUUAAUCGCUACACAGUGUUUCACGCUUUCAAAGCGAUCCUCAGGCGAUACUACUCUAAAUAGUUUGCUUGCGCCAUUCAUUCAACGGUCCUAUAUAUAUAUAUAUAUAUAGUAAUUAAUGGUAAUAAAGAUGCCUAGUGGAAUUUGUUGAGUCGUUGCACUUAUUUAAUUAUAUGCUCUGGAUAUCCAGUGAGCAGUCUGCCAAAUGUUUUUGUAAACAACGAAACCUAAGUUGAAAAUUACAACGAAACCUAAGUUAUAAGUUAAAAAUGUUCUCGAGUUUGUAUUUCAUAAUUUCCAUACCAGCGCAAGCAGAAAGAUAAUAGGGCCAUUUAUACGGAACAAAAUAAGACGAGACUUACAUAAGACGCGACUUAAGUAAGACGCGAGUUUGUGGUAUAAAAGGUACAAAAUUCUUAUGUAAGACGCGUCUUGGAUAAGACGCGUCUUACAUAAGAACAGGUCUUUUAGCUGUUCUUAUUUAAGUCGCGUCUUAAAUAAGAAAUUUUGGACAAAAAGUCAUGCCAGAAACUUGAAACAGCGUAAAAUUUAAUGCCUUACAUAUUAAAACAAAAACAACCAAAACAACAUUAUAGCUAUAGCAAUUAAUAAAUAAGACCAAAACCGUAGAGAACCAUUUAUGCGAUAACUCCACUUAUUUAAGUCGCGUCUUAUGUAAGUCGCGACUUAUUUUGUCACGUAUAAAUGGCCCUAUUGUCUGCCGUUUUUUUGUCACUUUUAUCUCUGUAGAUAUCCUGGUUACCGUGGUUACUUCUAUAUAAAUGACGACGCGCUUGUUAACUGGUGGACAUUCUACAAACUUGAUAAGGAGAAAGUUUGGCUAGGUGCGGAUAUUUGGAUAGAUACAGCUCAUAUCAUGGGGAAAAAAGAAAUACCAGAUAGUUGGGUUUGGUGGAGCCAGUGGAGUAAUUCUGCAAAGGCUUGCGAAGACUCUUACUUAGAAAUCACGCAGCAAUAUCGCUCAAAUGAAUAUAUAAACAUCACGAAAUUGGUAGAAACACAUCUUGAUAAUGGCGAAGGGAAAAAGCGUUGUCUAAAGACGUGGUCAGACAUAUUUUAUGUACCCAAGAGGUUCAGUGACCAGUUUCAGCGGAUCUCUUUUGUGUUUCAUAAAAAUCGAGUGUUUUUGGAAGCUGCAGUUCCGACCAUUUUGAGUUUCCUAGACUUACGAAGCUCAUGGGAAAAACAUUUUGGGUUGUAUCUGCCGGACAAGUACGGCUUUCGUGAUUUUGCCGAUGGAAAUUUAGUUUGGGAAAGUUAUAAUUAUGAUGUUAAAUUUAUACAUCCCGUUAAAUUUCAUGGGGAUAUAGCCAAACCCAACAGAGAUAAGUUAAAAGAUGAUUUAAUACCCUAUUCUAAACGUUUCACAAAAUGUUAGAAAUGUUAUAAAAGGAAUAUCGUGGUUUUGGGAAAUCUCGUUCGAUGGAACUAGUAUUGUUAAAGGACAUUGGCAAUAAUAAAAUGGUUUGUCUCAUUCAAAUAUAUAUUAAACUCUAUUACCGAUUUGUCAUAUCUUAAUGCUUAGUUCUCGAAAUAUUUAGACCGAAAUUAAUGAGCUGUCCUCCAUCUUGGACCAAUUUCUUGACCUCAUUAACUAUGGUUUUGAUGACGUCAGGAGUUGGGUUAACCAUAUAAAACUACUCUAAAAUGACCGAGUAACAAUCCAAAAUUGUUUGAAAUGUUUUUCAUCAUUUCUAAAUUUCAGACCGCAACCUGCAGAAACGAAGUUUUGGACUCAUAUUGAUCGCUUACUCUCAAGAUAAAAACUUAGCGUGACCCCUCUCUUGACGUAACAUGCAUAUCCUCAAUAAUCGAAGAUGGCGAACAGCUCAAUUUUUUCAGUCGAAAUAUUUUGAAAACUAAGGCCUGGUUUAUACAGCGUGCUAUGAGCGCACCGAACCAAUUACUUAACUAAUAAGUUCGCUCAUAGCACGCUGUCUAAAUCAAAUUGGUUCACUCUCUGAAUUAGGUUCGCUACUGACCGUGCGGCUCGCUCGUCGAAGGCGUGCCGAACGCUCGUAGCACGGUUAAGCACGCCCUUGAUUUAAACCACAGUGCCAUCAGCGAACCAUACUGCAACAAUAUGAGACGCCAUAUUGUAUUAAUGUUACGCUCCUUUUACGCCCAGACUCUUUAUCUCAACUUUAAAAAUUGGCUCAGAUACGUUACGUAUAAAUCAAAAUGCGUGCUAAUACCGUGCUUGGCCGUGCUAAUUUAAAAAUUGGUUCGGUUCGCUCAUAGCACGCUGUAUAAACCAGGCCUAAGCAAGAUAUAAACAAUCUGUAACAGAGUUUAAUAUAUAGUUUUAAGAGUUCUUUCAAAUGAACUAAACUAAUUUUUUAUUGCCAAUGUCCUUUAGAGAGGGUUUUUGUCGAUGGAAUUUUCGAACGCAAAUCUAUAUAUACCUCCUUGGACCUAAUAUACCUUGGACCUUGCAUAAAAGCUUGACAUAAGUAAAUUUUAUCCAUAUCUUCAUAGUUAAUAUACAGGGUGUAUAAAAAAAAACGCAACCUCGGAAUUUCCUAAGAAAUCACUUUGCAAUUCUUAAGCAUAAAAGAUUUUAGGCCCCUGGGAAUUGAAAUCGAAUUGCUAAUAGAUCCUAUUACUGUUGUUGUGCAUUAAAUAAAUGCAUAAAUUUUGCUUUAUGCACUCGCGUGUGCAGUAACUUUGACAGUUGUGCUAUUUUAAAUUCCCAGGCGCCUAAAAUCUUUUGUCUUCAAAACAAUGUCGAUUUCUUGGGAAAUUCCGAGGUUGCGUUUUUUUUUAUACACUCUGUAUAUGACAUGGUUUGGAAACCCUUUGUUUUAGGUGAUUGUAUACCUUGUGCAGGGUCACGGUUGAAAAAUCCUUUGUCUUUCUAUUGUUUGACAAUAGUCAGUUCAGAAAGCUUGGCGAAGGGAAUGGGUAUCAAGUGUUUGUUUUGCCUAUACCAGGGCUAUAUCUUACGGCAUAUUUUGCAAAUAACGAAGUAUUACCACCAUUUGUCGAUGGAGAAUGUUUGUGUUACAUCGUUUGGUCAAUUCUAAUUGAUUAAAACCAAUUUGUGCAGGGUCAAACUGACUCUUCAACCUCCAUGUUUGUUUAUAGCGUAAUUUCUUUGACGUUUGCCGGGUUUCCUAACCAGGUCUUAUAACAACCAUGAUAUGUUUAAGAAGCUGCUUUAAAUUACCAAGAGCAGAGAAUCGUGCGCGUUACAAAUAUAUUUUAAUUUCUCAAUAUUUAUAAUAUAUGCACCCUGUCAAUAUUUUACGCAUCUUUGCGUUCGGCUUAGUGCUAUAGGGCAUUCAAAUUCUAACAAUAUACGUUAUUUCAAUAGUUUGUGUUUUUUUGGGACACCCU